This is a messenger RNA of Myotis lucifugus (little brown bat), 813 nucleotides long. Its product is annotated as putative phospholipase B-like 2. The transcript has 5 exons. The annotation marks the transcript as partial. Gene Ontology annotation, biological process: phospholipid catabolic process. The record is from RefSeq and is a predicted model, not a curated record. Gene Ontology annotation, molecular function: glycerophospholipase activity. Gene Ontology annotation, cellular component: extracellular region. Lineage: Eukaryota; Metazoa; Chordata; Mammalia; Chiroptera; Vespertilionidae.
GUGGGCCUUUCUGGAGCUGCACACCAAUGGCCACUACAAUGACAGCCUGCAGGCCUACGCGGCGGGCGUGGUGGAGGCCGCCGUGACCGAGGAGCUCAUCUAUAUGCACUGGAUGAACACGGUGGUGAACUACUGCGGCCCCUUCGAGUACGAGGUUGGUUACUGCGAGAGGCUCAAGGGCUUCCUGGAAGCCAACCUGGAGUGGAUGCAGAGGCAGGUGGAGCUGAACAAGGACUCCGCCUACUGGCACCAGGUGCGGCUGACCCUCCUGCAGCUGAAGGGCCUAGAGGACAGCUAUGAAGGCAGCGUGGCCUUCCCAACUGGCAAGUUCACCAUCAAACCCUUGGGCUUCCUCCUGUUGCAGAUCUCUGGGGACCUGGAGGACCUAGAGCUGGCCCUGAAUAAGACCAAGACCAAGCACACUUUGGGCUCUGGCUCCUGCUCCGCCCUCAUCAAGCUGCUGCCCGGCCACAGUGACCUCCUGGUCGCCCACAACACCUGGAACUCCUACCAGAACAUGCUGCGCAUCAUCAAGAAGUACUGGUUCCAGUUCCAAGAAGGCCCCCAAGAGGAUUCUCCCCUGGCUCCUGGCAACAAGCUGGUCUUCUCGUCCUACCCCGGCACCAUCUUCUCCUGUGAUGACUUCUACGUCCUGAGCAGCGGGCUGGUGAGUCUCCCUCCCCGACCCCAUCCUCCCCGGGGUGCUCCUCUCACAGCAGCGGUGGGCGGGCAGGCACUUGGACUACUGGUCGGGGCUUCCUUUAAAAAUAUCAGGUGUGCAGCGUAGUGAUGAGACAUUUAUAUAGCUUACGA